Messenger RNA from Siniperca chuatsi (mandarin fish), 2996 nucleotides. Its product is annotated as nucleobindin-2-like. The transcript is spliced from 13 exons. Gene Ontology annotation, cellular component: extracellular exosome; endoplasmic reticulum-Golgi intermediate compartment. Lineage: Eukaryota; Metazoa; Chordata; Actinopteri; Centrarchiformes; Sinipercidae. Gene Ontology annotation, molecular function: calcium ion binding. The coding region runs from base 297 to 1637 and encodes 446 amino acids. The record is from RefSeq and is a predicted model, not a curated record.
CCACGGGUUGACAGUUCGAUACACGUUAACUGACAGGCUAAACGCCCAAUCAGCUCUCAACGCGACUAUUUUACAAAGAAAGUAUACUUUUUCUGUCCAAUAAGGGCGGCCGAAGGCGGGGCGUUGCCAUGGUGAACACAGCUUUUUUUUUUCUGUAGGUUGUGGCCAUAGGAGGCUUGUAUUGUUGGUAGAUGACAGCUGUAAACAAGCUGCAGGGAAGCGCAGGCACUUUAAGGAAAGCUAACACGGUUACAGCGCGGUAAAGAGUGAAAAGAGGAAUUUAAAUACCUAACCAGAUGGUGAGGGGUAGAGCCUUGGCCCAUUGUGGGCUGGUUCUGCUGAGUUUGUGGCUGUGUAUCCAGUCAGUACCUAUCAGUGUGGACAAGACCAAAGCAAAGCCUCAAGAGGAGGAACUGGAGCCACCACAGAGUGCUGAAACUGGUCUGCACUACGACCGCUACCUCAGGGAAGUCAUUGAGUUCCUCGAGAAAGAUCCCCAUUUUAAAGAAAAGCUCAAAAAUGCCAACAUGGAUGACAUCAAGCAAGGCAAACUUUCCAAAGAGCUGGACUUUGUCCAUCACAAUUUUCGUACUAAGCUGGACGAGCUGAAGAGGGAGGAGAUGAACAGGCUGCGAAUGCUCAUCAAAGUCAAACAUGACAUCGAGGGGGGGAAUGGCCGGACAGUGGACCACCAGGCCCUGCUGAAACAGUUUGAGCACCUCAACCACCUGAACCCAGACACUUUUGAGGUGGAGGACCUGGACCGCCUCAUCAAAUCGGCGACCAAAGACCUGGAGAACUUUGACAAGGACCGCCACGAUGAGUUCAAGAGGUAUGAGAUGAUGAAGGAGCAUGAGAGGAGGGAACGUCUGAAGGCCAUGACUGAGGAGGACCGCAAGAAGGAGGAGCAGCACUACGAGGAGAUGAAAAAGAAACACAACAACCAUCCAAAAGUUAACCACCCUGGCAGUGAAGACCAGCUGAAGGAGGUGUGGCAGGAGGCAGACGGUUUGGACCCAGAAGACUUUGAUCCCAAGACCUUCUUCAAAAUGCACGACAGCAAUGGAGAUGGCUUUUUCGAUGAGAGCGAGCUUGAAGCUCUCUUCACUAAAGAGCUGGACAAGGUGUACAACCCCGACAAUGAAGAAGACGACAUGGUUGAGAUGGAGGAAGAGAGACUGCGAAUGAGAGAGCACGUUAUGAAUGAGGUGGACACUAAUAAAGACAGACUUGUGUCGCUGAACGAGUUCAUGGCAGCCACGAAGAAGGAGGAGUUCUUGGAAAAAGACGAGUGGGAGACUUUAGAUCAAAACCCCCUUUACACUGAGGAGGAGCUGAGAGAGUACGAACAGCAACUGGCCAACGAGGGGAAUGACAUCUACAAGAAGUCGGCCGAACUGCAGAAACAGAGGGAGGAGCUGGAAAGGAAAGAGGAAGAACUUAAUGCUCAGAAGUUGGGGCUACAGCAGGCAGUGGAAGAAAUGGAAAGGUUAAAAGCCCAAAGCUCAAAAGCCGAGGUCAAACAGCCCGGAGCUCCUGUAGCUGAAGGUGAACCUGCACCAGUUGUACCCAGAAACAGUCAACCACUGCCGCCUGGUCACCAGCAGCAAGAUGUACCAGUGCCAAGACACUCUUAGCAGGCCUCAAUACUCCGUAUGCUGUAUGAAUGCCAGUGAGUGUGUGUGUUUGCCUUGUAAUGAUUCCAAUUUUCCAUUUUUGUUUUGGAUUUUCAAAAAAAAAAAAAAAAACACUUGACAAAAAUAUGCCUAAAUAUUAAGAGCAUAUAAGAAAUAAGGCUUCACAUUUAGUGCCAGUGCCCAUUAUGCCCAAUUUGGCUGCAAAAAUCAGACUUGAAAUGUGGAGCUGGUCCAGAUUUCUUUGUGGAAAAUCGACUCUUGUUUUUGUUGUUUUGAUCUUUUAUCACAAGGACUUUGUUACUCUCUGUUCUCCAUGGGAAGUGCUUUGGGGUGAAAUGGGGAGGGCUUUUGGCCUAAAAAGUGAAUGUUGUUUAGGGCACACUGUAGUUAAUUGCCACUGACACUGUCUCUUAGAGAGAAAUACAAAUUACUGUAUUUAUUUAUUCCAUUAAAGAGAUUAUUUCAGAAAAAUGAAUGUCAGAAACUCAAGUUUAGAGUUUAUGUAGUGCUGCUGGCUAAUGAAUGAAAUUGUCCUAUUUACAUUUUUCAUGUAGUAAUAUGAAUAAUAUAUUCAGCACAUCCAUAAAAUAUUUUUCUUUUUAUAACUUGCAUUUCACCAUGUUCAUUUUCACAGUUUUUUGGCUUAAUUUUAAAAUGUGACAAUUAUAUUUGUGGUGUAAAAAAUAUGCUAUCAAUGUUUGAAUACUUCUUAACUGUUUUAUAUAACUUCUUAAGAGGACUCCAGACUGCAACAGUUACCCACAAUUCUCUUCAGCCAUCAUUUUGAAACUGAAAGUUCAUACCUAUAUAAAAUGCACAAUCCUUCAAUUGUCUUUUCUAGCUGUUGUCACCUUUGGGCCAGAUGAUUGAAGAACAUAUUUAGUUUACAGAUGAAGUUACAUAUAUAUUGAAAUCUUUUAAUUUAAUAUAAUUGUGCUUGUGAGUGACGACUGCAUGGAUUCUAAAGUGGUUGUAUGUGUUUGUGUGUCACUGCUUGAGUGUAUGUGAAUUUGUCAUUUUUCAUGAUAGAAACUUAAUUUUAAUUUAUUUAUUUUCACCACUUAGGUUGAAUUUGACCUUGUCUCUGUCAGAGGAGAUGGAAAACCAGAAAAACAGUCACAAGGUCAAAAACUGACUUCAGAACUGUCUUCAUUAUGGAUUAAUUCAACAGAUAUGAGAUAGAAUAAGGACACAAGAUAGUUCAUCUUUUAAGGAAUUGAGAUACAAUACACCAGUUGAUUAAUUAUUAUUUUUUGUCCCUUUCAAAGAGCAGUUAAAUCUGUCCACCACCCAACGUCCUGAAUUCAUGAAACUGUUGUACAAGGUUUGAAUAUGGACAAUAAAGUGAAUGAGCUUGCA